AUGUCCAACGGGCGAGACUUUCUGGGCCGCUACUGGGGUCGCCCUGAAGCCCCUGUCGUGGAGAAACAAGGCCAUCGCUGCGACAAAUGCUCGACCAUCCAAUUUUCCAGCUUCCGCGCCAGAACCUUCUUGGACGAGACUUUCAGACCUGUUACGCUCGUCAUGGGGAGCUUUGAAACAGUCCAGAAAUCCGCUUUUGCAGGUUGCUGGACCUGCCGGCUCGUGCUCUGUACCUUGCUCAACACUUUAACCACGUUGCGCGAUGAGGCUCGGCUCUACCAGAUUGCAAAGGUUGGGCUUCGGCUCAACUUGGACGAUGAUCUGACCGUUCAUUGCUGGGCGUCUGACGGCAGCAAGGUUCCCUUGCUAGGCCGUGAUGCACUGUUGAUUCCACUGAGAGAUAGUGACAAUGUGGAGGAUGAAAACCAUGAACGGGACUAUGAAUGGGUAGAGUUGAAUAUUGACCCGUUGAAGAUGAGGAUGCUGAGGCCCAGUGACAACAACGAAUACAUCCCGAACCCGCCUAUAGACGAGCCCGACCUGGUUCGUAGCUGGCUAUGGACCUGCAGCGCCUGCCACGACACCUGCCCCGACACACCCUUAUACUCGGAAGACGGCCCUAUACUACCCACUCGCGUCCUGGACCUCGUUCACCCGGAUGGCCCUCGUGUGAUUGACACAAAUGGUAAAAAAGGAGAAUACGUCACCCUCAGUCACUGCUGGGGCCAAAGCCAGCACAAUUACAAGCUCAACAAGGAUAACAUGACCUCGAUGAUGACCCACAUCGAUCUCAAUGACCUCCCCAAGACUUUUUCCCAAGCCGCCUUGAUUACCCAGAGUAUGAGAAUCAGGUACAUCUGGAUAGAUUCCAUGUGCAUCAUCCAGCCUACCGCGGGGGACACGGAGGACUGGACGCGGGAGGGUCCUCGCAUGGCGGAUUACUAUCGGAACGCGGCAUUCACCAUAGCCGCCAGCGUGGGGACCGACAGCAACUUUGGAUGUUUCUUUGCCAGGCCAGGACGUCAACUCAAGGCACAGCCUUGGCCUCUAUUCAAGGAUCCUAUACAGAGAAAAUGGGACGAAUUCUCCGUCGCUACGGGCCGCAACCCGGAGUGGCUCCCCGUUAUGCAGCCCUCGCCCGCCUCCUGGCUGUGGCAGGUGCAGAACUGCCCGCUCAACUCAAGGGCAUGGGUCCUGCAGGAAAGACUCAUGUCAAAGCGCAUCUUGCAUUGUACUAUGCAGGGCUUGAUGUGGGAGUGCGCCGAGCUGCAUGCUUCGGAGCAGGAGCCCCUCGGUUGUCAGUUCGACUACCGAGUUCGGGAUGAGGGCCUACUUCAGCUGCACAAUGCCUUGGGUCAAGGUGCGUCCUUUGUCACGGAUAGAUACUGGCGCCAGGUAGUGGAGCGGUUUUCCGGACUCGGUAUCACUUACAAUACUGAUCGACUGCCUGCACUGGCAGGUCUUGCCAAAGCCAUCCAGGAAGAAACGAAGGACGUAUACAUUGCAGGGCAUUGGAAGGAAUCUCUUCUGCCUAGCCUCCUCUGGUUCCGGCUCCACACACCUACCUCAGACCCAGUGAGGCUAGCUGAUGCUCCGAGCUGGGCCUGGUCAUCCACAUCGUCUCACAUCAAGUUCACGAGUCUAGAUGAGUCUGACUUUCCAGCACGUGCUGCAGAAAGCUACAACAUCACGGCCAAACUUGCCAAUGUAUCCGUCCAGCCAAAGACGUUGAACCCGUUCGCCUGGGUGUGUGGCAGCUCACUACGGCUCCGUGGUCGGCUGAUGAAAUACAGCCCGGAAAUAUGCCCAACGCUGCAGUCUGCAACUAAGUCAGCGGAAGAGUGCUGGCACGGUUACCGCCCGAUUCAGUCGGCAGUUCAGCAGAGAGUCAUUACGAUCCCUUCCAUGGAUGAGAACUGGGAUCCCGUGCCGGAUGAUGCUGCUGAACAGAUGGCCAACAUGGUAGCUGACGAUAAUCUACUACAGUCUAAUAUGAAGGAGGAAGUGGCACGUGCUAUGGAAUCCCCUUCUACGGGUGAGAUUCGUCAAGGGGAGGAGCGGGACCAAGACACGCUUGUCUGCAUCUUUGACAUUCCGGAUGAGGAUAAACACGAGGAACUGUAUCUUUUUGAGGUUCUGCGGGAAGUAGGCGAACACAAGAGAUUGGAGAUAUCUGAAGGACUUGCAUUGGUUGCGUCAGAUGGUGGCACCUACAAGAGGGUUGGGUUUUUCACGUUAAAGACAAAGUCGUCGCUAUUUUCCGAGUUGGAGGAGAUGGAAGUUGAAUUGGCUUAG
Messenger RNA from Fusarium keratoplasticum, 2295 nucleotides. Its product is annotated as HET domain-containing protein. The coding region runs from base 1 to 2295 and encodes 764 amino acids. The record is from RefSeq and is a predicted model, not a curated record. The transcript is spliced from 2 exons. NCBI's taxonomy places the organism in Eukaryota, Fungi, Ascomycota, Sordariomycetes, Hypocreales, Nectriaceae.